GAAUUCAAUACUGUCAAAUGCUGCCGCUCUGUGUUUAAUCGUAAAAUUUACCUUAUUUAACACGCUUUUAUUAUUUUAUUGUUACUUCAAGUAGCGCGCGCUUCACUCACGGUAACCAACAUUUACCUCUUACAAAAUGCCAGGGAUAGAAGGACCCAUUAGUGAUGAAGAUUAUAUUAUACUCCGAGCCAAAGAAGCCCAGAAAAAUAAUCUAUACAGUGCUAAAGCAUGGAUGCUAACGGCAAAAACGUUAUUUCCCUCAAACUUUAAGAUCCAAUUUGAAGCCUAUCAAAUGGAGAAACAGUCUGGCAAUGUUCAAGAGGCUGCAGAUUGCUUUUCGUCCUUAAUAAUGUCAAGACAAAACCUCUCCGAUUUACUGCCAGAAAUUUCCGCUAUUGCAAAUGCAUUAAGGUCAUCAGAGACAAGUUUUUUGAGUCAAAUGUUUGAUAAUAUCUGCCCAGAUAUACAGUUAACCAUUCUGAAAACUAGCGUUGAAAAUAGUGAUGAUACAAUGGAGCAUUGCAGAUUAUUAGUUCUGCUCCUCAAAAAAUUUCCCCAGUUAGGGGUUGACAGUUUAGUUAAAACUCUUAUAAACACAGAUAAAUUCUUUUAUGAUAAUAGAUAUGCUCGUUUGCUAGUAGUUGAAACAUUACCAUUACUAAGUUCUUUAGAAUCACCAAGGUUACUUCAGAGAUUACUUAUAAAAGCUAUAGAUUUCUAUAACUCUUAUGUUAAUGAUGAAGCAGAACAUGAUAUUUCUGAUCCAUGGCAGAGACUUUAUGGUGUUUUGGAUUUACUAGCAAGACAAUUGGGGUGGGACCCAUAUCUUAUCAAUUAUAACAAUAGUUUGAAUAAAGAAACAUAUUUUCAAAAGCUCAUGCUUUUAAGAAAUUGUGAAGAUUGCCGUCAACUGUUAUACUGUGGUGUUACUUUUUUCUUGAGGUCAUUGUAUGAACAGCGAUCUAUAAAAGGAAAUCACAUUUUAAUUGAAUCAUUAUCAGAUCCUGAUGCUCCACCUUCUAAAAGAAGAAAAGGUGAAAUUGAAGUUACUGGUAUAUCAGCUCAGCAGUUUCAAGCAGCUGCAAAUUGUUGGGAGUUAUUGCACAGCAAUGAAGUUAUAUCUCGAGAAUUCACAAAGUUAGCUAAUCAGUUGCAAGUGAAACCAUGGUCAGAGGGUUUUGUUGAAGAGCUGGCUUUGUACAGAGGGAGAUAUGAGGAAGCUAUUCCACCACUGUCAGUUGCUAAUCUGAAAGCUUGUAUUAUCAGGGUUUCUAUAAAUUACUUUCAAAAAAAUUACACUGCAUGUAUUGAGAACAUAUUGCUAGCUUUACCACAACUUCCAAAUAUAGAAGGAGUGUUGGAAACAGAGUUGAUUGUUGGUGGUAAACACAGACAUCUUCAUUUCUUGCCUGUUACCAGAGUGGCUGUGAUGCACUACUUUUGCACAUUGCUCAUAAGAAUACUAUUUAAUACUAGUAACAGCUCUGAUUUAUCAUAUGGACAUAUGCUUGUGUUAAUGCAGUUGGGUUGGCCACAAGAAGAGGCAAUAUUUAUGCAUAUACUGGAUACCAUUCGGCAAAAAGGAGUAUUUCAUUACCAUUUAUUUUCUGCAUAUAUAAUUCAUAUAGAUAUUUUAGAAGAACUCAGUUUUAUGUGGAAUGAACAAGGUAAUAACAUUGCCUUGGACAUUUUACCAAAUUCUCAACAACAUUUGGGACAGAGAAGGAUAGGCACCCGUGGUGCAGAUAAAGGAGUAAAAGAAGAUUUUAAACAAGCAAUGAAAGCACAAGUGGCACGAAGCAAUGAAUCGAUACUGAAUUUGAUGAUACAGUUUAUAACAUCAGAAAGGUCAUAUCUGUUGCAAAUUUUAUAAUUCUGCUUUGUCUAUAAUAAUGAAAUAAAAUAUAUUAUUGAUAAGUAA
Ostrinia nubilalis (European corn borer) is the source of this 1921-nucleotide messenger RNA. RefSeq names its product integrator complex subunit 10 (gene IntS10). The record is from RefSeq and is a predicted model, not a curated record. The transcript has a single exon. The coding region runs from base 137 to 1873 and encodes 578 amino acids. Gene Ontology annotation, cellular component: integrator complex. Gene Ontology annotation, biological process: snRNA processing. NCBI's taxonomy places the organism in Eukaryota, Metazoa, Arthropoda, Insecta, Lepidoptera, Crambidae.